Pleurotus ostreatus (oyster mushroom) is the source of this 1062-nucleotide messenger RNA. RefSeq lists its product as uncharacterized. The transcript is spliced from 3 exons. Gene Ontology annotation, cellular component: endoplasmic reticulum. The record is from RefSeq and is a predicted model, not a curated record. Bases 1 to 1062 code for a protein of 353 amino acids. NCBI's taxonomy places the organism in Eukaryota, Fungi, Basidiomycota, Agaricomycetes, Agaricales, Pleurotaceae.
AUGUACACACUCGCUUUCACGUUGUUGGUGUCGGGGCUGCAGCUGGCGAGGGCAUCUACCCUUUACCUUAGCCCCGCAGCCUCAAUUCCCCAGUCAGAUUUCACUCCUCAAGAUACAAGUUUCAUUCUUUCGCGUCAUUUUGGACUCGAAUAUUUCGAAGUGCAGCCCAAAGACUUGCCCGAGGAGGAGUUGUUUGUUGGGCAGGGUCUCAAGAAUGGCCUUUUGCUGACGAGCAGCAAUGAGGACGCGAAUGUGAUUCUGCCUUCGUCACUGCAAGAAACUUUACAAUAUAAUUCACCGCUAAUUGACAACCCACGACCAAUCAUUACCACUUUCGCACAUCGCGCCAGGCACUCUUUCUCGUCGGUCUUCGUUGGUCUGGAAGAUACAUAUGUGGUAGGGGACUCGACGCAGGAAUUCGUUGAUACCAUCCGUUCCUUGGCAAAAUUCCUCCGAGAGACCGAGAGACCUGCAUUCGCUGCCCUUGAUGCCUCGCCUCUUACGGAGAUUCGUAACAAAUAUGGACCACAGAGCGAGCAGUACACCAUCACCCUUCUCGAGCUGCGGUCGCUCGUGAAUGUUGCUAUGACCUUGUCGGACACCCUUAACUUCGCCUAUUUGACGUACUCUACUCACGUCCGAGACAAACGCGCCGCCGAGCCUCAGCAGACCCAAUCUCCCUUACCCUCCGAUCGCCCUGCCCCUCAGCAACCGAUUGGCUCUAUUUCUACCUGCUUUACUACCGCCGACGCUUGCACCAAUGGCACUUCGUCUUGCUCUGGUCGGGGACAAUGUGUCGAGGCGAAAAAGGCCGGAAGAAGUUGUUUCGUAUGCACCUGUGGGGUUACCAAGACUGGCUCGGGUGCCAAAACAAAGACGGAUGUGUGGGUUGGGGAAAGCUGCGAACGGAAAGAUGUCAGCGGGCCAUUUGUUCUCCUGACAGGUACCGUCGUGCUAGUAAUUCUACUGGUAGUAGGUUCCGUGGGGCUCCUGUACAGCGUCGGCGACCAAGAGCUACCGAGUGUGCUCAUGGGUAGUGCAGUGAAUGCAAAGCGAGACUAG